Prunus persica (peach) is the source of this 2284-nucleotide messenger RNA. RefSeq names its product UDP-glycosyltransferase 86A2. Gene Ontology annotation, molecular function: UDP-glycosyltransferase activity. The transcript has 2 exons. The coding region runs from base 522 to 1964 and encodes 480 amino acids. Lineage: Eukaryota; Viridiplantae; Streptophyta; Magnoliopsida; Rosales; Rosaceae. The record is from RefSeq and is a predicted model, not a curated record.
UUAGAUAUUCAAAUAUCAACUUUGCAAAAACUCAUUUGAAUUCGAGAUUAUUUGACCACUCAAUUAGAUGAUUAUUAUUAUAAUUUUUUCUUGAAGUACUAUGUUCACUUUUUUUUUUUUCAGGAUGAUUUAUGAAUGAAGACUUAAACAAUAGACAAUUUGGAUCGUUGAAAGAAUAUUCGUAGGGUAUCCUAAAUGGUGUCCUUCAAUAAAAGAGAACUAAACAAAGAGCUUCAGUUGAGCACCCCUCAAAAAAAAACUUGAGUAGUAAUUUGGAAAUGGCUUAAAAUUCAACAUGAAUUGAUACCAAUCAUUAUUCACUACUUGCUCUCGAUCAACCAAAAUGUAUUUCCGCAAAGAAAGGCAAAUUCAGUCAUAAUCUAUUUCAGUCAAAUCAAGUACCGUACAACUUGGGAUUCAUAACCUUAACACCGAAAAACCUAGCACAUAUAUAUCUCUCUCUCCCUCUCCCUCUCCCUCUCUUUCUCUCUCUUUGCAACUCAUCUUUAAUUCAUGCGUUAAUGGCAGACUCGGUUCAUAAUACCCAUCACCAAAAGCGCCCUCACGCCAUCUUCAUCGCCUACCCUCUCCAAGGGCAUGUAAUCCCAUCCGUCCAUCUAGCCAUCAAGCUUGCCUCACGUGGCUUCAAGAUCACCUUCAUCAACACCCACUCCAUCCACCACCAAACCUCCAAAGCCCAACCAGACUCCGGCAGCGAUCCCUUUGCCUACGUACGUGAGUCCUCCGGGCUCGACAUAGACUACACUACGGUCUCGGAUGGACUCCCCCUCGAGUUCGACCGGUCCCUCAACCAUGACCAGUUCAUGGCAUCUUUAUUGCACGUGUUUUCAGCCCACGCGGAGGAGGUCGUGGGAAAGGUUGUUAAGUCUUCGGCUGACAUCACACCGGUUACUUGCAUGAUAGCCGACACGUUCUUCGUGUGGCCGUCCAAGAUUGCCAAGAAGUUUGGGCUGCUUUAUGUUUCUUUUUGGACAGAACCAGCUUUGGUUUUCACUUUGUAUUAUCAUCUUGAUCUUCUUCGAAAGAAUGGCCAUUUUGCAUGUCAGGAUGUGCGCGAGGACACCAUAGAUUAUGUACCAGGAGUGCGAGCAAUCGAACCGAAGGACAUGACGUCAUUUCUGCAGGAGACUGAUACAACGUCUGUGUGCCACCAUAUCAUUUUCAAUGCAUUCAAGGACGCCAGAGGUGCACAUUUCCAUCUGUGCAACACAGUGCAGGAGAUUGAGGCCGAGACCAUAUCAGCCCUGCAAUCCAAGACGCCAUUCUAUGCCAUUGGACCCAUUUUCCCUUCUAAAUUCAACAAAAAUAUAGUGGCUACGAGCCUGUGGUCCGAAUCAGACUGCACCCAGUGGCUCAACACCAGGCCCCAGGACUCGGUCUUGUAUGUCUCAUUUGGUAGCUAUGCUCAUGUUUCCAAAAAGGACCUUAUAGAGAUUGCUAAUGGGCUUCUGCUUAGCAAAGUGAAUUUUGUUUGGGUGCUUCGGCCCGAUAUCGUGAGCUCAAAUGACACCGAACCGUUGCCCACGGGCUUUAGAGAGCAGGUUAAGGACCGGGCCAUCGUCAUACCUUGGUGCUCUCAGAAGGCGGUCCUGGCCCACCCGGCUAUCGGAGGGUUCUUGACUCACUGUGGAUGGAACUCAACGUUGGAAAGUAUUUGGUGUAGUGUCCCAAUGUUGUGUUUCCCCUUGCUUACUGAUCAAUUCACCAACAGAAAGCUAGUGGUUGACGAUUGGAAGAUCGGGAUCAACUUAUGCGAUCGAAGGGCUGUCAGUAAAGAGGAAGUUUCGGAGAAAAUCAACCGUUUGAUGGAUGGAAAAUCAAGGGAUGAAUACAGGAAAGCAGUUGUCAAGGUCAAGAAGACAUUGGAGGAUGCAUCGACACCCAAUGGAUCAUCAGAGAAAAACAUGGACAAUUUUAUCAAGGCCCUAAAGGCCAAGAUGUGACUGUAAAUAUGGGCCUCCAUGACCCAAAAGAUGAAAUUUUUUUCUUUCCAAAGGAACCUUUGUUUUUUUUUUUUUUUUUUUUUCUGUAUAUACUACUCCUAUGGCUUUGUUUAUAAUUGGCUAAAGGUUUGGCAGCUUUAAAAUAGAUAUUGUACAUAUUGUAUAUACUCCUACGUAAAUGAAGUUUGCAUCUAUUUUUGUUUUUACUUCAAAAUAUGUAGGGUUACUUGCCUUGCCUAUAUACAAAACUAUUUUCCAACCGCAAGAAGUUACUGCGAAGGUGAUUCUCCUCUCACAUCAACUUAGGAUGAAAAAAAGCA